This is a messenger RNA of Erinaceus europaeus (western European hedgehog), 1081 nucleotides long. RefSeq names its product coiled-coil domain containing 71 like (gene CCDC71L). The transcript has a single exon. Lineage: Eukaryota; Metazoa; Chordata; Mammalia; Eulipotyphla; Erinaceidae. The record is from RefSeq and is a predicted model, not a curated record. Bases 239 to 949 code for a protein of 236 amino acids.
GGUGCCGUCCAAUGACAAAGCCCAGGGGUGGGCGCGGGCCGCCAUCUUGUACCGGGCGGCAGGAUAUUCACCCGCGUCCUCCGCCCUCGGAGGGGGAGGGGCGGCGGCGAAGGCGAGAAAAGUCGCCAGAGACGCUCCGGGCGGGAGGCGCCAGCAGCGGCGGCCGCCGCCGCGGAGCCGGACGCGGACGAGGACGGUCGCGGCGGCGGCGGGACCCGGCGAGCGCGAGCGGCCUCUGAUGCGGCGCAACGUGAAGAGGCGGCGGCGCCGGCCCCCGGCGGCCUCGACCGCGGCCGCCCGGGGCGGCGGCUUUAGUGCGGGAGGAGGGGCCGGGCUGGGGGCACGGGAGGAGAAGGUUGUGUACUCGCGGUCGCAACUGUCGCUGGCCGACAGCACCAAGGCUCUGGGCGACGCCUUCAAGCUGUUCAUGCCCCGCAGCACGGAGUUCAUGAGCUCGGACGCGGAGCUCUGGAGCUUCCUCUGCAGCCUCAAGCACCAGUUCUCCCCGCACAUCCUGCGCAGCAAGGACGUCUAUGGCUACUCCUCCUGCCGGGCCCUGGUCCCCGACCCCCCGGUGUCGCCCACUGCCCGCGGCCAGACGCGCCGGCCGGCCCGGAGCGCGGCGGCCAGAAGGAGGCGCCGUGGAGUCCGCAUGGCCACCGCCCGCAGAAGGAAGCCGCCGCCUCCGCCGCCGCCAGCACCGGCGCACCCCGAGGAGAACUGCGCCGUCAAGCCCGCCGCCUCGGCGCCCUGUUUCGGGGGACGCACCCUGGAGGAGAUCUGGAGGGCGGCCACGCCGACGCUGACCACCUUCCCCACCAUCCGCGUCGGCGGCGACGUGUGGGGCGAGCGCAGCCUGGCGGCCGCGCGGCGCCGAGCGCACCAAGUCCUGCAAGUGAACCUGGAACCCGUGGUGAGGCUCCGCCGCUUCCCGGUGCCCCGAGCGUGAGACGCGCUCCCCGCCCCGCGACCCGGAGCUCCCGUCGGAGGGAUGGACAAGUGUCAGUCGAGUGUUUACAGAUCCGACCAGGACCGCCUCUCCCCGCCCCUACACCCCCCGCCCCCUACACACACCCGGUCC